Messenger RNA from Lytechinus variegatus (green sea urchin), 2514 nucleotides. RefSeq lists its product as uncharacterized. The transcript is spliced from 10 exons. Bases 677 to 2503 code for a protein of 608 amino acids. NCBI's taxonomy places the organism in Eukaryota, Metazoa, Echinodermata, Echinoidea, Temnopleuroida, Toxopneustidae. The record is from RefSeq and is a predicted model, not a curated record.
GGAGGCACACUUGUUGAUCAAAGUUCCAAUGAGGGUCUGUGCCUGCAGACUAGGUGGACAUGGAGAUGGAGUUAGUAAACAACAUACAUGUAUAUAUAUACACUCAUGCAUAUAGCUCUAUGCAUAAUUAUACAUAUUUUACUGCAGUACUAGUAUUCGGUCAAUUAAUGCUAUAAUCCACCUCAUGAAUAUCAACUAGCUCGUCGAUCCAUAUCAUCAACGCCGCUUAUUGAUAUGCAAAUACGAAAACGUCCCGAAAACCAAUGGUACGAUUUGAUUGGGCGACCGCUUAUCAAUAUGCAAAUAAGAAAGCGAAUCAGCUCGCCGUACACACACAAACACAACAAUCAAGCACUCGUACACAAACCUUAUCACACAAACUCACUCUAAACACGUCCACGGCCACAUGUAUGAACGUACAAAUAGCUUUAUUUUGGUUUUGAAUUCCGCGCGGUUGUUUUCGUAUGCUUAUCCUCAUCCGUUGCUUCGAGUUUGUUAUAUUUUCAUCGAAAUUCUGACAUUUUUUGCGACAAAUAGGACACAUAAAUUUAUAUGUAAAGAAAGUGAUAUUUUCGUGUCUUUUGAUUCAAGUUUUGAAUCCCCGAUAAUAUUUUUGCGGUAGAAUAUUUCUAUAUUGCUGUAGCUGUAGGCCGGAGCCAAGGCUAUAUAUCUCGGCAUGAGUACUCCUCCGAGCCGUCGCCUACGGUGGUCUCUUACUAGGGAUCUCUCGGGAUCGAGUGAUGAUGACUCAAGUUCAAGUUGUUUGUACCUGGUUGUGAAUGGGUCGAAAGCACGAUCAAAGAGAACCAAGGCAACCUACGACCACCUUUCUGGGCUUCAGCGAAGGGAUGAUAAGGUGCUGUUCACCAUGGCUAGUGGUAAGAAGGUGUGGAUGAAUGCCAAUGACAUGGAUGCUGAUGCUGUUAGUCAAGAGUUCGAUAUCACGACCAUAGAGGAUUUGGAAACCCAAGUCCAACCUCUCCUUUCAUCAACCCCAAAGACGCGACCAAGCCAGAGGAAAAGACUAAGAGUUCCAAAUGAACCCAGGACAAAUCAAAGCUGCAAAGGUGUUGUUGAGGUUCCCAUCACAAUGAUUACUUUAGGGAACCCCAUGAAAUUACUGAUAAAAUGUAACACAAACAGAGUGGAAAUGUAUAAGCAGGCCUUGUUGGACAAUCCCAAUAUGAACAUACCAAUCCUGCCUGUAAUGACAGAAGAUGAAGCAUGGGAUGAGGAAACUGCAGAAGAGUCUCAAUACAUGCUUCUUGGUGGCUGUAAUCUCCUCACUGCAAUCAUCGACUUGGCAGGGGAUGACAAAUUUGCACAUUUGAGAAGAUGUAAAGUUAGGGUACAUGGAUCUCUAUCCAUGGGAGAUGCCCUCCACAUAGGUGCCCUAUUCCAGCAGGAACAGGGACUUCUUGUUGAUGAGGCUCCAACCCUCCAAGCCAAGGUGGCAGUAUGUAGACGUUUACUAUAUAGCAUGCAUGAGCUUGAUGAGGACGCUGAUGAACCACCAGCCAUUGUCCAAAAUACUUGGAGGAAAAGGGCAGCAGCGGCAUUGGGUUGCUUGUCCUCCAACCCUAAGGAUCGAAAGAAAUUGGAAACAACAUUCCAGCUAGCUCUGUACAGUCGGAGGUGCUAUGUGAAACUGGAAAGGAUGUUCGAGCUACAUGAAGAAAAGCAUGGGAAAGCUCUGAAGCAAACUGUCUUCAUGCAUCUUCAAGGACUGAAAGAAGAGGAGAAAUAUGAGUUACUCACCAAGACAGUGAAUGGAGAAAUUCAAUUGGACAACAUGAAAUCAAGGGCUAAAUUUCAGAAAGGACUUCACACAGUGCAGCGUGAGUUCCAGUUGCUCACUAAAAAAAGGACUUGGGAUGAAUGUAAGAGGGCAUACCCUGAAUAUACCACAGAUUCUGCCUUAGGCCAGUUUAUUGGCAUGAACUUCAAAAAGUCUAUACCAAGAGAAUUUUUCAAUUUCGUACAAGAGGUGAUGGACUCACCAAGUGGCACAACCACCUCAUCGAGUUUGAGACUAUGUCCUGUCUCCCUUACUGUCCUUGAAGUGGAUGGAACAACUGGAAUAAAAAAAGUGGCUAAGGACUUGAAAGAAGGAACAACAAAUGUGGUUGUGAUUACAGAUGGGAUCAUGGUGGCAUCGAGAUGGCAGGAGGCAUUGGAGCGAGAGGGAUUCUCAAUGUGUCAAGAAAGUGUGAUUGUUGGAGAUAAUAAAGCUCGCUAUGUGAUUGCAGGAACAACUGCAAAUUUGAGUCGUGGACUGGGCAAUAUUCUACCAGAGGCAACUGCAUUCCAUACCAUUUUGACAGCAUUUUCAGAUGCACAAGACAGUAUUGCACUCGCUGUACAGGAUUAUGAUGCAGUUGAGGAAGAUGCAUUGACCCUGAAUAGAAUUGCAAGAAACUUGUCCAUUUGUGGAAGGAGCUCUGGGAGUUCUGGAAGUUCGGGAAGUGAAUACGACUUCUCAGAAGCUGAGUCAGCAGAUUGAAUAUGAGCAAC